AUAGAUUCAAGUCCUUUUCGUCUCGAUCUUGAAGGUCUCCCGAUCCGAGGGCAGCUGACCGGAGGGUUUCUUGCUUGUUCUGUUCCUUGGCUUGCUCGAUCCGAUUGGCUCUCUCCCGCUGGGGCCUUUUCGAGCUCGGCCGGCUCGUAUUUGGUCCUUUUAGCGGAAGAUCUGUUUGUGCUUGUGCUCUUUGAGUGGGAUUAGUUGAUUUACAAACUGCUGUUCAAUCGUUGUCGUUCGUGGGUCGGUGGAGUGAGAAGUGUAGGCAUAGAGAUGAAGGGUAUUGUUGGGAUAUACGAGCUUCCAGAAGAGGAGGAGCUAAGCGAUCAGUAUAUUCGAAGGAAGGUGGUCAGAAAAGGAAUGUGAUAUUUGUGAAAAGCCAUUAGCUCUGGAUGUCCCAUCGGCUAUUGUGAAGGCCACUGAUCUGAAUCUUACUCAUCAACGUUUAUGUGCUAUCGUGAUGUAUUCCAACAAUUUUAACAUGACCUAAGAUUUGUUGCGUCUAAUGUAAAAGAAGCCUGCAGCUUCCUCAAUCUAUCAUCUUUCUGUAUGUUGGGCGGUUUUCCUUGAUGUCAUGUAGGCAACAUCAGUUUGGCAUCAAUUUUGCUGUUGUUUGCAGGAGCAUUAUAUGCUUCUGUUAGAUGUGGAUAUUCUGGUGGAUGAAAUUUUAGCUUGCAUUUCUUGAUUAAGGUGCAGAAGUGACUGAAAGUGAUUUUUUUUGCCUUCCACACUUACAAAAAUAGUGGAUGGUUAACACUGAAAGUUCUGUUGUUGCUCUUUCUGCUGAAUUUGAAUUGAAUGAAGUAUCUAGCUUGAGUCAUCAGCAUCUCUAAUCAAGUGAUUGCUUGUUCUCAAAUUGAUCUUUGUGAAAAGGUCUUUUCCUAGUUGGAGGCAUAACACAUUAGUGCCGUUACUACAGAAGCUCUUUCUAAGCAAUGGAAACAGCUGGACACGUAGCAUCUAAUCUUUUCCCUUCUCUUGGUCCUGCACUUAUGAUAUCUAUGGGAUAUAUUGACCUUGGAAAGUGGGUGGCAGCUGUGGAGGGCGGGGCCCGAUUUGGAUAUGAUCUUGUGUUCUUAGUACUCUUCUUCAAUUUAACUGCAAUUUUUUGCCAGUACCUUGCGACAUGUGUUGGCAUGGUCACACAAAAGAAUCUUGCCCAGAUUUGCAGCGAGGAAUAUUGCAGAUCGGCAUGCAUAGCAUUGGGAGUUCAAGCAGCAUUAUCCAUGAUUACUUCUGAACUUACUAUGAUACUGGGAAUUGCAUAUGGGAUCAAUCUUUUAACCAGUGUUGACUUAUGGGCGUGCAUCUGUUUAGCUGCAGUCGGUGCUGUUUUCCUGCCAUUUAUCACCUUGUUGGGGAAAAGGUUGAAUGAAGAAAUAUACAUAAGCAUAGCAGGGUUUUCUUUGCUAUUUUAUGUACUUGGUGUACUAAUUAGUCAACCAGAAAUCCCUCUUGUUAUGGAUGUGAUUUUUCCCAAGCUGAGUGGCGAAAAUUCCUACUUGCUUAUGGCCCUUCUUGGUUCAAAUAUAAUGGCACAUAACUUCUAUAUCCAAUCUUCAAUUGUCCAGCGGCAGAGGGUACUUCCAAAUGCUACAAUGGGUGCCUUAUUUCAUGACCAUUUUUUCGCGAUCGUGUUCAUUUUUACCAGCAUCUUUCUGGUGAAUUAUGUCCUGAUCAACUCAGCAGCAGCAUUUUUUAACAGUACAGAUAUUGUGUUCAGUUUUCAAGAUGUUUCUUUGCUGAUAGACCAGGUUUUUGGGACUCCUAUUGCACCUAUCGCAAUUUUUCUGGUCCUCCUCUUCUCUAGUCAGAUUACUUCUCUAACUUGGAAUAUUGGAGGGCGACUGAUCUUGCAAUAUCUUUUUGGUGCAAACCUCUCGUCGUGGGUUCAUCAUUUCUUUGUUAAAGCUCUUUCCGUUGUUCCAGCUCUCUGCUGCGCAACAUGUGCAGGUUCUGAAGGGAUAUAUCAGUUGCUUAUUUUCUGUCAAAUCAUACAGGCUAUGCUUCUUCCAUCUUCCGUGAUUCCCCUUUUUAGAGUCGCAUCAUCAAGAUCACUAAUGAGAGCCUUUAAAAUCUCAUGGCAUAUGGAAAUCUUGGCUCUGUUCGCAUUUUUUGGAAUGCUUGCAUCAAAUGUCAUCUUUAUAACAGAAAUGUUAUUUGGAAAUAGUAGUUGGAUCAACAACCUUGGAGGAACUAUGGGAACCACUGUGAGAGUCCCAUAUGCUGUUAUUCUUCUUCUUGCCUGUACAUCAAUAGUUUUCAUGCUGUAUUUGGCAGUUACACCAUUGAAAUCCGUGAGUGACGGGCCUGAAAAUGAAAUAUGGACCUCGCAUACCUGGAAGUAUCAGCACGAGUUGUCUGAGGUAAGGGAAGACGACGAUCAGGAUAAAAUUGCAUCUGAUGAAGAUCAAAUGUUUCCAGCGGAACCUACCUUGGAGAAUUCCACAGAGAGCCAUCAUGAUAAAUCAGUUAUUGAGGUGAAUCUUCUGCAGUCUGGUACAACCAUGGAUCCUGAAGAUGAGCAUUAUCAAUCUCACAAUUCCAAUGACAAUGGUCCUUGCACUUCCCCUGUUUAUUCUACUGUGGAACCAAUACCCAUUAAUGAAGUUGAUUUGGAAACUGUGGAUAAGUUGUCUGCUGGUAAUUCAUCAGAUCCCAGUGUAUUAAAAAGAGUUGAUCAGAUGGAACCAGCUCAAAAAGACUUGGCAUUAGAAGGGGAUAAUUACACAGAUAAAGAUAGCGAAGGGACUUUGGAGCUUGAGGAGUCUCUCAGGGAACCUAUGUCAGCAACAGCAACUGAGGAUUCAGGAUCUGUUCAUUGUGUCAAAGUACAAGGUUUUGAUGGUGGUAAUGGCAGCGGAAGCUUGUCCAAACUGUCUGGAUUAGGUCGUGCAGCUCGACGUCAGUUGGCAGCCAUCUUGGAUGAAUUCUGGGGUUACCUUUUUGAUUUUCAUGGGAAGCUAACACAAGAAGCCAUGGUUAAAAAGUUUGAUGUUUUAUUGGGAAUGGAUACAAAAGCAGUUAAUUUUUCUGUGAAAAUGGAUGCAGUAACAGAGUCCUCUAAUAGUUUCUUUAAAGAUACAGAUAGGGCAACGAUUUUCCCAGCCAAUUCAAUUGAAUAUAACUCUCCUAAGGGAAGGAACUUGUCCAGUUUAGAGUUCCUUUAUGGAGCUAAGAUGGGAAUGACAUCUUGGUCUCACGACAUGCAUCUAUCAAAUACUCCUUUGCAAAGCUCGUCUAGCAGCCUACUUGAGCCUGUACAAAAGACUUACUCCAGCUUGCACCUGCCUCAGUAUUCUGAUAAUCGGGAUUACCAGCCAGCAACAAUACACGGGUACCAGAUUGCAUCUAAUUUAAAAGGAAUUGGUGCAGGGAGAAGUCCUUAUUCCUCAUAUGCUUCACUGGACCCUCCAACUACUAUCAAAUCUGCUGUGCCUUUUGUUCCAAGUCUCAGAGAUUCAGUCUCGUAUGCACAUAGGCAGGCUGGACUGAACUCACUUAGAACAUCUGGUUUGCACAACCCAACAGUGUCUAGAGCAAGCGGAGUGCAAAUAGAAGCCCCUUAUUAUGAUCACGGCUUUGUUGAAUCUAUAGAGAGUGUUGACUCUUCUUCCUAUGCAAAGAAAUACCAUAGCUCUCCAGACAUUUCUGCACUUAUUGCUGCUAGCAGGAAUGCCUUGAUGAAUGAGAUGAAGUGGGGCGAACCUAUUGGUCCCAAGCCAUUCUUGGGUCGGAUGACAUCUGGACAGUCACAAUUUAACCCUUUAUCCAAGACUGGAUUUCCUUUGGCAUUUGAUGAAAUUUCUCCACCCAAACUCCAUGAGGAUGUCUUUUCUCUUCAGUCAAACUUGAACCAAAGUGCUAAGUCUCUUUGGUCCAGACAACCAUUCGAACAAUUAUUCGGUGUGAUGAAUAGAGAGCAGAGUAGGGGGGAUGAAUCACUUAAUGACAGAACGAGAAUUGCUUCUAGAGAAACUCUUUCGUAUUCAGAGUUGGAAGCUAAGUUACUCCAAGCUCUCCAAUUUUGUAUUGUGAAGCUCCUGAACUUGGAGGGAUCAGACUGGCUGUUUAGACAAAAUGGUGGCUGUGACGAGGAACUUGUUAAUCGAGUGGUUUUGAAUGUGAAAACAUUGCGAGAAUCCGGAACUCAUGAAAUUAAUCAGUUGUACUCCAGUGAGAUUCAGUACUUGUCUUCAGUUCGAAAGCCUAUUUUGGUCCAGAAAAACGAGGAUGCAGAUUCUGCUUUUCCUUUGUCAUUGCCUAAUUGUGGUGAGAGUUGUAUAUGGCGUGCAUCCCUGGUUGUGAGUUUUGGAGUUUGGUGUGUUCGGCGCAUCUUGGAGCUGUCGCUUGUGGAGAGUCGGCCAGAGCUUUGGGGAAAAUACACUUAUGUUCUCAACCGCCUUCAGGGAAUUCUUGAUCUUGCAUUCCUGAAGCCCCGGCGUCCCCUUGCCAACUGUUUAUGUUUUGAAGAACAACUAAAAGAUAUGAAGACUUUCAACUUCUCAUUGCCAAAUAUAUCAUACAAAAUUGGAAAACCAAUCAAGGGAUCCUUUACGACAGCAAAUAUGAUUCUCGAUAUCAUUAAAGAUGUUGAAAUUGCAGUUGCUGGUCGCAAGGGCCGGACGGGCACUGCAGCAGGGGAUAUUGCAUUUCCGAAAGGGAAAGAAAACUUGGCUUCGGUGUUGAAGCGAUACAAGCGUCGGCUCUCAAACAAGUUUCCUGGAGCCCAUGAAGGUACUUCAGCUCGCAAGACCCCUGCAAAUUCCUUGGUUUUAUAGCAUGCAAGGAAAGAUGCUGUUAGAAAUUUAGGAGUCAUGAGUUUUUUCGUUGAAAAACGUUUUAGGUUUCAGAGUUUGUUGGGUUUUUCCCUUCCAGGUUUCCCAUUCCAUAUAUUUGUAUAAGAAUUACAAGCAUAUUAAGUGGAGAAGAAAAGGGCAAACAGAAAUAUGGAUGCUUCUUUGUUUUACCAACAUUUUUUCACAAGCAAUUUCGGAUCUUCCUUAGAAAUUAAUAGAUUUGUUUCCUUCUACUUGUA
Messenger RNA from Musa acuminata subsp. malaccensis (wild Malaysian banana), 5038 nucleotides. Its product is annotated as protein ETHYLENE-INSENSITIVE 2. The record is from RefSeq and is a predicted model, not a curated record. Gene Ontology annotation, biological process: metal ion transport; ethylene-activated signaling pathway. Lineage: Eukaryota; Viridiplantae; Streptophyta; Magnoliopsida; Zingiberales; Musaceae. Gene Ontology annotation, cellular component: membrane. Gene Ontology annotation, molecular function: manganese ion transmembrane transporter activity; cadmium ion transmembrane transporter activity.